Molecule: messenger RNA, 1095 nt
Organism: Aspergillus mulundensis
Lineage: Eukaryota; Fungi; Ascomycota; Eurotiomycetes; Eurotiales; Aspergillaceae
Exons: 1
Coding region: 1-1095 (364 amino acids)
Source: RefSeq, a predicted model, not a curated record
AUGUUCCGACCAAGCGCUUUGGUGAAUCUUGUUGGUCGGGUGUUCUCGACUGCACCCAGAGCACCCAGACCGUCUCCUCUCAACCCUAUUCCUGUCGGACCGAUUCGUCUCAUCCGUCAAACCCCUCGCAUUCCUCCUCCUUCUCUGGUUUGGAUACCUGUCGUUGCGUGUUUGAUAGAAUUGACUGACUCCCCUCCACAGAGUGAUAGCCAACUCAACAAGUCUCCUGUCAAGAUGCCAAAACCGUCGACUCCCGUUCUGGACGGCACAGACUUCUGGCCCAAUGAAAGUGUGAAAGGUCCACAACGGCGGAACCCUGCACGCUCUGUUGGAUUUACUCAAAUCCGGUCUGCACGUUCGGGCAAGAACACGCAGCUGAAGUCAAUCUUGAAGCCCGAAGGACGGAUAAUUGUGGCUCCCAAAAUCAAGCUCAGGCCUUGGGUUAAGCGCAAGGGCGUCCGGUUUGAUCAAGAGAUCGAAAUCAUCACCAUCGAUAGAUGGAUUGACCCAUUGGAACACUUGCACUCCGCUAAUUGGGAUUUAGAAACCUUGCAUCGUCACCGAAAGGCGCAAGAGAUCGCACAGAACGCUAAACUCGAGAAGGCCGAAGCCGAAAAGGCCCGACCUCUCCGCUCGGCCAUGGCCAAGGGUAAAAGCACUAUGAGAAAGUGUUACGAUGCUUUCUUCAAAGUGAAGCCGACCAAGCGCGUUCAGUUUGACGAGUAUUGCACCGUGACGGAGUUCGAGCGCCACAUCGAUCCCGAGAAGGACGUCCAUCCCGAGAGCGAGUUCGGCAAGGGUAAAUACCUGACGGCUUGGAAAGUGAAGCACAAUCCCGAGUACGAUUUCGAGAUGAUCGGCGGUCGACGAGUGAUCUCGAGAAAGGAUAGCCAUUACACGACAUGGUGGAGUACUGCUCCCUGGGGCCAGAUGUAUCGCCACAUGGAACCCUGCCGCCAAGGGACAAUGUGCUCCUGGAAUGAAAUCGCCGACCUGCAAAACCAAAAUCCCGACUGGUAUCCCGCGGAUGCAGUGGCAGUAUGGCUAGGCAUUCGGAAAAGGCUCAGGAUCAAAUAUGGUCCAUUCUGGGCCUGA